AUGAAGAUCACCAUUGAUAAACCCUUCACUCACAGCCGUAGCCUCUCUGUGCCGGUUCCUGAAACACCUCCUUUGGAAGCACUGGGCCUCGGAUUGCCUGGCUUCGACUCAUUCAAGUCUACCAUGGAACUCCCGCUGACGCCUGUCACGCCUCCCCCCGAGUAUAUAGAGCAUUCCUUUUUGCACAACGACAAGACCAUCGACGUCUCCCCCACAGUCGACCCUAACGACCAGCCUCUUGUUGCCGUCAUCGGUGUCGGCUACGUCGGCACCCACUUGGUAGAAUCCUUCUCGGCCCACUACAACGUCCUUGGCUUCGACGUUUCCGAGAGGAGAAUCAACGAGAUUCGCAAGGAGCUCCCCAGCGAGCGCAUCCGUUUCACCACUUGCAAGACGGACUUGCGCGAAGCAACCCACUUUUUGAUCUCUGUGCCGACCUUGCUCAAGGUAGACAAGAGCAUCGACACCUCGUACCUCCAGAGCGCCAUUGCUACGGUCGCCCAACAUGCCAGGCCGGGCUCGACCGUCGUCGUCGAGAGCUCCGUGGCCGUGGGCAUGACCCGCAGCCUGCUUGGCCCCGUCGCCCUCUCUCGCGGCUUCUACGCCGGCAUGUCACCGGAGCGCGUAGAUCCUGGCCGCACCGAGCCGCCCUGCCACGCGAUCCCCAAGAUCGUCUCGGGACUCGAUGACUCCAUCCCCGGCUCUCUCGCAUCCAUCAUGCGUCUCUACGGCCAGGUCUUUGACCGGCUCGUUCCCGUCAGCCGCACCGAGGUCGCCGAGAUGAUGAAGCUCUACGAGAACUGCCAGCGGAUGAUGUGUAUCGCCUUUGCAAACGAGAUGGCUGACGCGUGCAUCCCUCACGGCAUCGACCCUUACGAGGUCGCAGCCGCCGCGUCUUCCAAGCCCUUUGGCUACAUGCCCUACACGCCCUCGCUGGGCGUCGGCGGCCAUUGCAUCCCCGUCAACCCCUAUUACCUCCUGUCGAACAGCGACUUCCCCUUGCUCGGGGCUGCCGCCGAGAAGAUGGCUGCCCGCCCCGCUGCCAUCGCACGACGCGCCAUUGCCUCUUUGGCGAAGGACGCCAAGACAGGGGCUGCUCCGGCCCUGGUCCGCCCUCGCGUGCUCGUCGUCGGUGUCGGCUUCAAGGCCGGGCAGUCCGUCCUCAGCAACUCUCCAGGAGUCGACCUCGUACACGAGUUUGUCCGCUCUGGAGAGGUGGAUGUCAUGUUCGCGGACCCGCUCGUGAAGCAGAACGCCGUGCCAGCAGCUCCUCGGCUGGCUGACGAGAAGUGGAACCGGGAGACGCUCGAGACGUUUGACAUGAUCAUCGUGUCCUUCAGGCAGCAUGGCAUGGACUUUGGCGUCUUGGAAGACCUCCGCGGCGUCAAGGUCGAGAUGUGGUGCACCUAA
Colletotrichum graminicola M1.001 is the source of this 1410-nucleotide messenger RNA. Its product is annotated as nucleotide sugar dehydrogenase. The record is from RefSeq and is a predicted model, not a curated record. Lineage: Eukaryota; Fungi; Ascomycota; Sordariomycetes; Glomerellales; Glomerellaceae. Bases 1 to 1410 code for a protein of 469 amino acids. The transcript has a single exon. Gene Ontology annotation, biological process: polysaccharide biosynthetic process. Gene Ontology annotation, molecular function: oxidoreductase activity, acting on the CH-CH group of donors, NAD or NADP as acceptor; NAD binding; oxidoreductase activity, acting on the CH-OH group of donors, NAD or NADP as acceptor.